AAACUGUCAAAUGUCAUAAAACAAACCCCAAAGGUUAUGUGCAGCGUCCAGCCGAUGUUUUGAUGAAUUAAAACCGAAUUAAAAUCAACAAAACCCACAAAAAUCAUCAAAAAACACCUCGCAUCAAUAAACAAAGUUAAAACUGAAUCACACAAUGAAAACCCGAAACAAAUCCAAACUAAACAAAACCAAGUGGAAAAAAUCCACGGCAAUGCCUCACCAUCGCCUCGAAGACAAAAACGACCUUCUCAAAAACACCAAAGGCCACAUCCCGGACGUAUUAUACACCGACAACGGCACCGUAUUCUACCCAUGCAAGAACUGCUGUCGAGCAUUCGCCCAGAAGACCGAUCUACUCAAACAUCAAGUGUUUUGCUUCAAUCCAGUCACACCAGUUCAACAAUCAACACCAACACUACCAUUAAACUCCGUGGAGAAUACCAUGGACUCCAAUGAAAAAACCACCAAAUCUCCAUCAGCAUCAGCAUCAGCAUCAGAAUUAAACAACAACUACAAUGAACAUGGAGUGGAAGUACUUGAACUAGACUUUCAAAUUGAUAAUAAGUCAAAAUCCACAAUAAAAACAAAAGUAGAAGAGAAAACAUUAAAAGUAGACACAAUUCCACAUGGUAUAAACUCAUUCGACUUGAAAACAAAAGCGAAAAUUGUUAAAACAUUAAACAAUUCACUGGAAAAUAAUGGAUUUACUGUUUUUGUGAUGAAUAACGGCGAUAUCGUCACGAAAAUGUACGCUACCAAUGAUUAUCCACAACUGGAAUUCAUCACACGUUUAACCACUGAUAAAGAAACAAACGUAGAAAAGGUACACAUCACUCUAAAACGUUCCCAGAGUGAUUCUCCUGAUACCCUACCCAAGGAAAUGAAUGAUUUACCAGAAAUACCAAAAUUACUCGAGAAAAUCUUCGGUCAAGACGAGUUAUUCACAAGAUUAAACCAACAAAACGAAGAAAACGACGUUAAACAAGCCUCGGAUGAGAUAUUAAUGCACAUUGAUGAGGAACACUUCCCCACUGAUGAUCAAGUGAUGUCCAUGGCAGGCAGGGAUGGAACUAUUGUCUUAGAAGAUUUGGAUAUUCAUAUAUGUAAGCAAUGUGGGGCUGUGUAUCACACAUUGAGUGACCUGGUGCUGCAUGAUAAGUAUGACCAUCGGAAGAUUAAGAAAAAGUUCUCGUUGGAAGAGGUGGAAAGGUUUGGGGUUGCGUUUAAGAAUAGCGUGGAUAAUGAGUGUCCGAUUUGUUUUAAGAAGUUGAAGGGUAAAGGUAGUUGGCCAAGACAUGCACAGUCGCAUAGUGAGGUGGGGAUGUUUCAGUGUGCGGUGUGUAAGAAGAGGUUCACGAGGGAUGAUCAUAGGAAGAAUCAUGAGAGUAGGCAUGUGAUUUGUGUGGAUUAGUGGAUUGAUGAUUUAGUGGAGUUGGAGUUAUGGGUGCAAUAUGAGGGUUUUUAGGUUUUUGAUGAAUUUUUGGUGAAGAAUUGGUUGGUUUUUGGUUUAAUUUUGUU
Messenger RNA from Dalotia coriaria, 1518 nucleotides. RefSeq lists its product as uncharacterized. The record is from RefSeq and is a predicted model, not a curated record. The coding region runs from base 155 to 1411 and encodes 418 amino acids. The transcript has 2 exons. Gene Ontology annotation, biological process: regulation of transcription by RNA polymerase II. Gene Ontology annotation, molecular function: chromatin insulator sequence binding. Gene Ontology annotation, cellular component: chromosome. Lineage: Eukaryota; Metazoa; Arthropoda; Insecta; Coleoptera; Staphylinidae.